AUGGCGGGAAAGUCGUCCUCGAGCGCCCGCACCAUCGACGGCAAACAGGUGUCCCACUCGAGAUGGGUUCACUGGAUCGAUUCGCGAACAGAGCAGCCCGAAACGGCCUCUGACGAAGCCGUCACGUAUCCGCAGCCCGACGGAAGCACGCUCGAAAAGGGGACCAUGGUCAACCCCGAGACGGGCCGUGAGACAGCCUACGAGGAGGUCUGGGACGACGAGGACCCCGCGCCCACCACGGCACCGGCACCAGAGCAGCUGUGCGUUGUGUUGAGGCACGACGGCGGCCAAAGUCGCGGUCUUGUCGUGAGGCUGGGCCGGCACGUCCAGGGCCUCGUCAGGAGCGGGCCGCAUCUCUCGCUGGAGAGGUGGGAGUGGAGGGGAUCCCGUGCCGUGCGGACGGCAAGAAUGGGCGCGGAGGAGCUGCCGUGCGAAGAGACGCUGGGGAGGGCCUACAAGCUCGGUGACCAGGUGACGGCCGGGUCGAGGACAUGGACUGUCGUCGAAAUAGCAUAG
This is a messenger RNA of Metarhizium album ARSEF 1941, 516 nucleotides long. RefSeq lists its product as uncharacterized. Bases 1 to 516 code for a protein of 171 amino acids. The record is from RefSeq and is a predicted model, not a curated record. The transcript has a single exon. Lineage: Eukaryota; Fungi; Ascomycota; Sordariomycetes; Hypocreales; Clavicipitaceae.